Molecule: messenger RNA, 1440 nt
Organism: Bipolaris victoriae FI3
Lineage: Eukaryota; Fungi; Ascomycota; Dothideomycetes; Pleosporales; Pleosporaceae
Exons: 1
Coding region: 1-1440 (479 amino acids)
Source: RefSeq, a predicted model, not a curated record
AUGCCUGAGCCCUACCAACACUUCAACUUCCUUGGACUGCCUCGCGAGAUCCGAGAUGCAGUCUAUGAGUAUGCCCUUUGUUCUUUCAGUCACCGCCGUGGCCCGUAUGAUAUUACACAGUGUGCAGGUCUGUGUUCAUGGACAGAUGUGCAAAUAUGCCAUUUCACUGGGGAUCUCAACCUCUUGCUCGUGAAUAAACAAAUUCACAAUGAAGGCUACAAGAUUAUGUUAGAGAGGAACCUAUUUGUCCUUGUUCAAAUCCACGACUCCACGGACGAACACUUAAUGAUACGCGGCCAUUUACCCCCAGUAUUUGCUCUGUAUUCCGCCUACCAGGAUGAACGAGAGCAGGUGCGUCCGGAAUCAUUCCCGUGGCACACCAUGCGUAUAAGACUGAACGAAAAAAAUACUACACCAGAAGAGAUGGCGAUGAAUGGCGAAUAUAAUGAUAUUGUUAUGUUAUUGGAAGAUUGUAUGGAUAUACUCAAGAGAUUUGAACUUCGGGUUACCGAUGAAAAGCUGCCUGACCCAAAUGAAAGAUUGCUUCCUAUGCGACUACCAAUAAAGGUGGUAGUGGAUCUCAAUCCCAAGAGGAAAGAGUGCAACAGGGAGACCAGCUACAUGAAUAUACGGAACUCCCACUCAGACAUCGAGCAGAAGAAGCUUCUGAAGCACAUAGGAGACACUUUUCGCGGUUAUGACCAUUUUGAGAUUAGGAAUUGCGAUGACAAAGUACUAGCUGCAGAAGUUGUCCAGCAAGUAUCCAAGGAUCCGGUUAUCAGUCUGGCUUUCUUCCAAGCUCACAUCGAAAGACAUUCCCACAGUUCCGAAGCCUCUUGGAAUCAGGGAAACAUCGUGGAAUGCGCCAACUUCUGUACCGAGGGGCUUGAACUAGUCCACCGUGUUCGAUUUAGCGCUCCACUCACGUACCAGCUGUGCGACCAAGGUUUACAGAAUUGUUUCCAUACGAGCCAGUUUAUUCACAGGCUAUACUACCUCUUAGCACGGUGCACUUUUGCUCAUCUCUCCAAGCUAAUGGAUAAGCGUAUCGAAGAAGAUAAUUACCAGUACAUCGGGGAUACCGCCCAUGCUCUUUUCGACUUGCUCAAGACGCACAGAAAACGUGUCCAUGGCUUCUUGUCACAUUACGAUCCUCCCAUUCACGAAAAAGCUGAAAUCAAUUACAUGAAAGCGAAGGCCCUACGUGUAGAAUGGGAGUUUUAUUCGAUGAGACCAUGGGGCGAAAUGCUCAGAUGUAUAGAGGACGCUAAAAGGUUGCAACCAGGCGAUCCUAUCUAUGAGGAAGAAGAGAGGAAAGCAAAACUUUGGCUCGGAGAAAACGCAAGAUAUAAUGUUUGGGUCCGUACUAUUGAUUGGGAGGGAUAUCAAACGAUGAGGUAUUGGAGGAUGGAGAUUGAUAAGUCGGUAUUUGAAUUUUGA